This is a messenger RNA of Sesamum indicum (sesame), 2564 nucleotides long. The record is from RefSeq and is a predicted model, not a curated record. Lineage: Eukaryota; Viridiplantae; Streptophyta; Magnoliopsida; Lamiales; Pedaliaceae.
UUGGUACUAAAAGAUAAAGCAGCCUAGAAAAAAAAAGCAAAGAAAGUGUACAGUGAGGAGUGUUAAGAUUAAACCCAUAAUUAUUCAAGGGAAAAAUGGGAAAUUUUCGUUGUUAAUGCAUCAAAGUUGUGAUUUUUAUACGAGGGAUUUGUGAUUAUGGGAGUUUUCUGCAGUAGAUUGGCGUAAUCUGCUGCAGUUGAGAAGUUGGAAAGUCUGUGUGUGUGUUAAUUAGCAGUUAUUGUCGAGAGAGAUGAAGAUGAAUGAAUGAGAAAACCCAUGACGAGAAUUAAAGUGAUACAGGAAAAGAUAUGCAAAUCAAGCAAAAAGAUUGCAGAAAUUGACACCAAGAAUAAUACCAACCCAGAAAAAUACUUCAAUUGCUUUUUAACUUUUUUCUCAAACCCAGCCAAGAAACAAGAAAAACCUUCUCUCUCUCUCUCUCCCCCCGAGACACACAUACGCACACAGAGUAUUGAGAUAUAUAUUUACCUAAAAUCUCAUGCAACCCACAAAGAUUCGCUAGCUUUUAUCUCUCUAGAAUUUCUUGAAUUCUUCGCCUAGUGGGGUUGGGUGAAAUGUUGAUGGGUCAAUAGAGAAGCAGACAGAGAAAGGGAGUAGGAACAAUAUAGAAAAAGACCCAGAAAAAUUGUACACCAGAAGAGUCAUGGAGGAAGAUCGUAAUGCGGUAGAAUCAGGUGAGAUGCAUUCUGAAGAUGAUAAAGCUCUUCUUGAGAAGAACAAGAAAAGGACUGUAAAGACACGCGCUCAGGUUCAAGCACUGGAGGCUUUUUAUAAUGAACAUAAAUACCCUACAGAGUCGAUGAAAAUACAACUUGCUGAGUCAAUAGGUUUGACAGAGAAGCAAGUUUCUGGGUGGUUUUGUCACCGAAGGUUGAAGGACAAGAGGUUAAUGAAUGGGGACAACUAUGUAACUGGAAAACAAGAUCGGUCAAGUGGAGUCAUACAAGAUCGCGGCAGUGGGCUUAGGCAAGAUUCCUGUGGCAGCACCAAACAGGGAGACGACAGGAAUUUUGAUACCAAGGAAGUUGAAAGCGGAAGGUUAACUCUCCAAGAAUACUCUGCUGCAGAACUCACAUUCGAGCAUGGUGGUCACUGUUCAGGAAACCACAAUCGAAUGGAUGAUGCAUCUUCAGGAAGUAGUCCUUCAUUACGAAAUAUGUCUAAUCAUCAUAAAGAUGACCACUUUGAUGUGGCAACUUCAAGGUACCUGAUACCAAAAUUUCCUAGGGAUGUAACUGGCGUAAAAACUAGGUCUGGCCCAUCAGGUUACUUAAAAGUGAAGGGUCUAGUUGAGAACAGUGCUAUAACUGCAGUCAAGAGGCAGCUGGGAAAGCAUUAUCAGGAGGAUGGUCCGCCACUUGGGAUUGAGUUUGACCCACUUCCUCCUGGUGCAUUUGAGUCCUUAAUGCAGGAUCCGGUUGACGAAACAUGCUAUACUGAAGAAGCUGUUCGGCCUGCCUCACCCGAUGCUUCAAAAAUCCGCCAGUUACCCAAGUUUGGCAAGCUAUUGAUUCUCUACUCGACCGGAAGUCACUUCUGCUUCAAAUAUGAGUAUUGUGUUCUCAUUUUAUGUCGAUCCUUACAGGGGUGUGAAUACAACUCCAGUGUGGCUUCUCGCAGUUCUAAUAUGGAUAGAACAGGUUUUAAAGUACCACAAGGACCUGAUUUUCCUGAUACUUAUGUUCACCAAAAGUAUAAACAGAAUACUAACUUGUCCCCUAAUGGUGCUUACUAUCCCUGGAGGAGCUCUUCUGAAGAAUUGCCUAAAGUUUCUGGUAGAGAAAUAUCCGGUAGUGAGAGUAAAGAUGAAUAUGGAGUGAGAUACAGACAGGCACAGAGUGUUGAAGUUAUGAGAAUGAGUUCUGUUUCAAGCAAUUGUCAUCAGCAACACUUUGGUGGGAAAUCGAGGGGAGACGAAGAGACUAGUUUCCACAGAUAUAUUGACAUGUGCAGAAAGAGUUCGCCGGGAGAAAAAUUAGCAGAUGGAUCGUCCAAUUUGGCCGUGAAAGGUUUUGAAUACCACAAUUAUUUCGACAAAAUGCAGCCCAGACAGCAGAUUGCAAAGGAUGGAAAAACUUGUGCUCAAAGGAGGAUCAUAAAUGAGAAUAUGGUUAACAUCUCUGGCAAGAACAGUAGUGCUGCUCCAAAAAGAAUGAGGAACGAAUUUCCUCAGCAGCCACUUCUAAAGAGAUCAUCAGCGAUAGAUAACCAACUAGAGACGUAUCGAGUUAUAAGGUCUGCAGCAGAGAUGCCAUCUAGUUAUAGUGAAGAUGAGGGAAGUGCCGAAACAAGUUCUUCAGUGGAGUAAGAAAACGGUCUGAGGAUAUGGUUUCCAGCUGAGUAAUGGGGGAUUGUAUAGUUCUUUUAUCUUCUAUUUUUCCAGCAUUUUGACAUUAGCAAAGCUGUUGUAGAAAACACUGAUUGCCAGAGAGGAACCCUUCAUUUGAAGUGGCCUUGUGUGAUUAAUCAUCUGUUGUGCUCAGUUAUUUAGUUUUCUUGUAUAGAAACUUUCUUAUUCAGGAUCAAGAACUUCAUUGCUCUUA